Messenger RNA from Chlamydomonas reinhardtii, 7308 nucleotides. RefSeq lists its product as uncharacterized. Lineage: Eukaryota; Viridiplantae; Chlorophyta; Chlorophyceae; Chlamydomonadales; Chlamydomonadaceae. The record is from RefSeq and is a predicted model, not a curated record. Gene Ontology annotation, cellular component: mitochondrial DNA-directed RNA polymerase complex. Gene Ontology annotation, molecular function: DNA binding; DNA-directed RNA polymerase activity. Gene Ontology annotation, biological process: regulation of DNA-templated transcription; mitochondrial transcription. The transcript has 26 exons. Bases 36 to 6425 code for a protein of 2129 amino acids.
AAACUUGUCUAGCAAUGAAUCAAUAGGUUUGCAGCAUGUCAAACGUAACCUCGGCACUUGCCGCGUGCGCACCAUCAUCAAUACUCUCUAUCACCGCUGCAAAUGCCUGCACAGCAGCAGUACCAACGCUUUCUGCUGCAGCCCGACUGAUCACUAAGCCCGGCACGGCUCUUGGGUCAGGCACUUGUCAAGCGGAUGCUCGCGAUGUGGCGGCUUUGCUCGCUCACCGGGCGCACUCGACAGCGCGCGCUGCCGUAGGUGGUGGCGCUGAAGAGGCGCCUCGGGAAGGGUCCGCGGUUGCCGGUGGCAGCAGCUCGGAUCAGCGCCUCGUGGCCAACGUCAGCGGUGCACGACAGCAGGCGUCAUGCACGGCAAAUGCUGCACCAGUAGAGACACAAGGUCUCACCGCCGCCGGCGCUUGUGGCAGCUUGCCCGCACCACCUCCCAUUUUUAAUGAGACGCAGCUGCGCAGCGUUGCCACCGCCACCAGUGCCAUUGCCGCCAGCGGCCGCGGCAGCAGCCUGGCCUGCAGAGCAUUCGGUGGCCCAAACACCGCCACCAGCACCGGCGGGCCCGCGGUGGGCGGCAGUAGCUUCUCCGGCCGCCCGGGGGGCCUGCUGUGGCCGGACCGGCGCAAUAGGGUCGGCCACACGCCUCAGCCGCUAGCCGUGUCUGACCGCCGGGGUCUAGCCGCAGCAGGCGGCCGGGCAUCGCUGCUCCAUGCCCUCGGGCUGUUGCCGGCGGCCGGCGGCGUCGGAGCACCAACAGCACUAGCAACUGCGAUGGCGGCGGCAGCAGCUCCCGCCGCGUUGCCCUGGCCCGCGGCGUGUCGCGCGGCCUUCGCCUCCAGCGCUCACGCCGCCGUCGCGCGGCGCCGCGGCGAGGAGUUGGAGGGCGGAGGCGAGGGUCGGGCUGCUGGGACCGGCGCGGCCGGCGGCGCUGUCAGCUCGGCCACUGACACGUGGUUGCCGGAGCCCCUGGCGGCGGCAGCGGCCGGCGGCGGCGGCGGCGGCAGUGCCAGUGGCGGUGGCGGUAGCAGCGGCGGCCCGCAGUCGCGUGCGCUGCAGGCCCCCGCUCAUGCAUACGUGGGGCGGGACGGGCCGCAGGGGCUCAUGGAGGAGCUGGCGGCGGCGGCGGCGGCCUCCAGCUCGCCCUACAUACAGCAGGCGCUCAGGCAGCUAGCCGCCGGCGGGGGCGGCAGCGGGGGCACGCGGGCGCCGGCAGGGGCGGGCGCAGCGGCGCCGGCAGCGCUUAAGGCAGCAGCGCCUUCGAAUGGGGGGCGACAGGACUCGGACUCGGGCGCGGCGUCUGAUGCACUGCUGCGCGAGGUGUUGGCUGUGGCGGGAUCCGUGCAGUCCCGGGGGUUUCGAGCGGCGCUGCAGGCGGUGGUGGGGAAGGAGGGCAUGCCAAAACUCAAGCCCAAGCCCAAGCGGGUCACGUCCACGGGGCGCAAGGCGACGGAGCCGGCAAAAGCGGCCGGCGCGGCGGCGGCACCGGCAACAGUCCCAGCAGCACCCGCGGAAGCAGCAGUAGCGCCAGCACCGGCACCGGCAUCAGGGCCAGCAUCAGCAGCUGGGGCGUUGUUGCCCGAGGCGGCCAGCGGGGCUGAGGGCUCAGGCGCCUCGCCGGCGCCGAAGCGGCGGAAGCGGCAGACCGCGUCGACAGCGUCGACAGCGUCGGCGGCAUCGGACACGGCCGCGGCGGCUUCACACGAGGUGGCGCUGGCUGCGGCGGUAGGGCAGGACUCGCCGGGGGGGCCCGGGAGUGCCGCUGGCGCGGUUGCCGGCAAGCGGCCUCGCGGCCGGCCGAAGAAGGACGCCCCACCAAGUGCAGCCAGGGUGGCGGCGGCGGCGACAGCGGCAGAAGCUGCGGCGGAGCGCGCCGCGGCGGCGGCGGAGGAGGCCGCUGCACAGCAGGCCGCCGCAGAGCGGGAGCUAUCCAGUAGCAGCAGCGGCAACGGCCCGCGCCCCAGCUUCGGCAGUAGCGUCUUAAGUCCGGUGCCGCCUCCGGAGUCGGACCCGCGCUACGUGUCGAUGGCUGACGCGGACGCGCUGCAGCCCGGCAACUCGCUGUACGUGGGGCGGCUGGUGGAGUGGCACGCCGCGCACGUGGACGCGGUGCUGGCGGCGCCGGCGCGCACGCCCGGCCUGCCGCCGCCCUCCCUGCAGGACUUCCAGCUGCAGCUCAACCUGGAGGCCAGGUGCAGGAACCUUGCGGUGGAGCAGUAUCGGCGCGAGCAGGAGGCGCUGGUGGCGCGGGGCGCGGUGGAGGGGGCGCUGCCGGCGCGGCGGCUGACGGAGGCGUGGCUGCCGCGACUGACGGCGGCGCUGACGGCGCGGUUCAACCAGUUCGCCGCCCUUCAAGACCCGGCCAAGCAGCAAAGGCGCCGCGGCAGUGCCGCCACCUCCACCAUCAACCUGCGCAAGGGCAGCGGCAGCGGCAGCGGCGGCAAGGGGCGCAGCUACGUGCCACUGGAGCAAGCGCUGAAGAUGAUGGACAGCGUCGGAGCGGGCGCCGCCAACAAGAGCUCUGACGGCACCGACACAGCGGCGGCGGCGGCUGGUGCGUCGACGUCGACGUCGACGGCUGCAGGUGCUGUGUCCUCGGCAGGUGGUGGCGGCGGCAGCGACGGGGGCGCGGGCGACGGCGGCGGCGGCGGCGGCGCCACUGCGUCGGCGUGGGCGGCGGUGGCGGCGCUGCCCCCGGUGCGGCUGCGCGAGCUGGCUGAGUGGGUGCCCAUGGUCAAGUCGGUGCCGCCGGAGCUGCUGGCGCGGGCGGCCGUGUCGGGCAUGCUGAACAGCCUGGUGCUGCGGGACAGCGGCGUGGCGGGCGAGGGCGAGGACAUGCCGCGCGGUGUGGCGCUGGCCGUGCACGUGGCGGACGCACUGGGGCGCCGCGUGCUGGACAUGGUCACCUACAUGGAGGUGUGCGCGGUGGUGCAUGAGAAGCGGCGGGCACUGGCGCGGGCCAAGCAGGAGCUCGGGGCGGCAAUGGGCAAGGCGGCGGCGGCGGCGGCGGCGGGCGCGGAGGGCGGGCUGGAGGCGGCGGCGGUGGCGGGCGGGCAGGGCGGCGGCGAGGCCGGGGCGGCGGCGGCGGCGGCUGAGGACUCCCUAAUGAUGGACCCAGUAGUGUCGGAGGCGGCCGCCAAAGUGCGUGCGACGCGGGCCGAGCUGGAGGCGUUGCGGGCGGCGGCGGCGGCACUGCAGCCGGCGGCGGCAGACGGGCAGCUUCUGAACGACGGCACCACGGCCGAGGCGCGGCGCCGCGCGGCCCCGCUCAAGGCGCGGGGCUCGGGCCUCAGCCUGGAGCAGCGGGCGGCGGCACUGGGGCAGCGCACACAGGACCAGCUGUCGGCUGUGAUGGACCGCAUCGGGCGGCGUGUGCGGCAGGACGAGCUGGACGGCGCCCUGUUCGCCGCACUGGCGGGGGCGCGCACCGCGGCGCAGAGGGUGGACGUCACGCGGGCCUGGCAGGCGGCGCUGAGCCAGGCGGCGGACCGGCUGCAGCAGCAGCUGGGCGCAGGAGCGGCGGAGGCGGAGAUAGCGGAGGCGGCAAAGGGUGUCGCAGCAGGGGGCGCGAAGCAGCGUGUGAGGAAGGGCGCUCUGGAGGCUGCAGAUGGCGACAGCGGCGGUGGCGGUGGCGGCGGGCUAACAGCGGCGCAGGCCGCGGAGCUCAAGAGCCGGCAUGCGACUCUUCAGGUGGCGCUGACUAAGGCUGGCGUGCAGCUGAAGGCGGCGGAAGAGAUGCUGGCGGCGGAGGAGGCGGCGGCGGCAGCGGCAGCGGAAGAGAAGGUGAAGGCUAGCCCGCGCAAGGCGCAAGGGCGGCCCAAGAAAACGGCAGCGGCAGGCAGCGGUGCCGCCGCCACCUCGCCUUCGGCUGCGGCGCCUGUUCAGGCAUUGGAUUUGGAUCAAGUGAUGGCGCAGGAGCGUGAUGCCACUACUGCUACUGCUAGUGCUACAGCUGUCGACACAGAUGCGGCUGCGGCGGGGGACGGGGCUGGGCUGGGGGACGCGCUGCAGCACCUGCACCGCAGCGUGUUGAGGCGGGUCGUGGCCGGCACGGACCGGGCACAGCGGCCGGGGGAGUGGGACCAGUCCACACGCGUCAAGGUGGGGGCCUGCCUGCUGGACCUCAUGCUUCGACUGCUCGAGGUGGAGGUGGAGGCGGAGGCGGACGAGGCGGCGGAGGCGGAGGCGGCGGACGAGGAGGCGGUGGGCGGGGGCGGUGACAGCGGCCGGGCGGGGGGCAGGCAGCGUGUGAUGGAGCCGGCGCUGCGCCACAGCACCGGCGCUGCCGCCACGUUCCACCACGGCGGCUUCCAGACACCCGGGCUCGUGAUGCUGCACCCGCAGGUGUUGCGGCAACUGGAGGGCGAUGUCGCGCUGCAGCGGCUGCUGCAGCCGCGCUUCAUGCCCAUGGUUGUGGAGCCGCGGCCCUGGUGCGGCACCCGCGCGGGCGGCUUCCUGUCGCAGACGGUGCCGGUGAUGAAGACGCAGUACAGCCCGGCGGUGAUGGAGCGGCUGGCCUCCGCGCACGCCGCGGGCCGCAUGACGCCGCUGUACCAGGCGCUGACGGUGCUGGGCAAUGUGCCGUGGCGCAUACACGGCCGCCUGCUGGACGUCAUGGAGACCGUGCAGCGGCAGGGCGGCGGGCGGCUGGGCCUGCCCCAGAACCAGCCUCAGGAGCUGCCGACCCGCUUCACCAGCGCCCUCAACCACGUGUGGCGGCCGCUGCUGGGUGCCGACACGCCGGCGCAGUGCGGCACGCCCUACCUGCGGCUGCAGCGCGAGGGGCGGCGGGGCGGGCAGCUGCUGGUGGGGGCGGGGCGCAUGAGCGAGUCGGAGGAGGAGGCCUACCAGCACCAGUGCGACGCUGUGCGGCUGCUCAACCGCAAUGAGUCGGGACUGCGAUGUGCGCUCAAGUACCGCCUGGACGUGGCGCGGCAGUACACUGGCCGGUACGACCUGGGGGCGGGCGUGUACCAGCUGUACGGCACUGACGUACCAACUGCGGCCGACGGCGCCGUGGCGGCGGCGGCGGCUGGCGGCGGCGAGGGCGGCGGCGGUGGUGGUGGUGGUCUGCUGGCUGGCAGUGCGGCUGGCAGCGGCCGCCCCAUCCUGUUCUACCAGCCCCACCACGUCGACUUCCGCGGCCGCGCCUACCCGCUGCACCCGCACCUGCACCACCUGGGCGACGACGCCACCCGCGGCCUGCUGCAGUUCGGGCGCGGCCGGCCACUGGGCGAGCGCGGCUUCGACUGGCUGCUCAUGCAGGUUGCCAACCUGUGGGGCCAGGGUGUGGACAAGCGGCCACUGGCGGAGCGGCUGGAGUGGGCGCGGCAGCAGCUGCCGGCGGUGCGGGCGGCGGCGGCGCACCCGCUGGAGGGGGGCGGCACAUGGUGGCAGCGCGCGGAGAAGCCGUGGCAGAUGCUGGCCACCUGCUUCGAGGUGGCUGACGCGCUGGACUCCAGCGGCGGCGUCAACCCCACCGCCUUCAUCAGCCACCAGCCUGUGAACCAGGACGGCACCUGCAACGGGCUGCAGCACUACGCGGCACUGGGUCGCGACCUGCGCGGCGGCACCGCAGUGAACCUGGUGCCGGCAGACCGGCCCCAGGACGUGUACCAGGCUGUUGCUGACGCGGUGGCUGAGCGGGUGGAGCUGGCUCGUGCGCAGGGCCGCUCGGAGGCAGCCAAGAUCCACGGCCACGUGGACCGCAAGCUGGUCAAACAGAGCGUCAUGACGUACGUGUACGGCGUCACAUUUGUGGGGGCGCGCGACCAGAUCGAGAGCCGCCUGGAGGAGCGGGGCUGGGGCAACCCCAAGGAGCGGCGCAAGGUGGCCACCUACGUGGCGGGUAUUGUGUUUGAGUCCAUGAGCGACGUGUUCGGGCCGGCGGUGCGCGUGAGGUCCUGGCUGGAGGACUGCGCCAAGUACGCGGUGUCCGCCGGCGCCCCGGUGGUGUGGACCAGCCCACUGGGCUUCCCGGUGGAGCAGCCCUACCGCAAGGUGCCCACCCUGUCCGUGCACACGUCGCUGCAGACAUUCAGCAUCCGUGACAACAGUCGCGACGCGGUGUCGCCGCUGGACGUGCGCAAGCAGUGCUCCGGCUUCCCGCCCAACUACGUGCACUGCCUGGACGGCGCGCACAUGAUGAUGACUGCCCGGGCGGUGCGGGAGGCGGGCGCGUGCUUCGCCGCCGUGCACGACAGCUACUGGACACAUGCGGCGUCGGUGGACCUCAUGAACAAGGCCAUCCGCGACACCUUUGUCCAGCUUCACGAGCGGCCGCUGCUGCACGAGCUGCGCCGCGAGCUGCUGCGCAACCCCGAGUACAGCGGGGCCACCGCCGCCCUGCCGCGCGUGCCGGCGCCCGGGCAGCUGGACCUGUCGGUGGUGCGGCAGUCCACCUACUUCUUCUCCUAGCGGGCGGGGGGGAGCCUGUGGUUGUGGAGGCGUGUGUGUGUAUGGGGGGGGGCGAUAGCCGGCCAAUGCAAGACGGGGGCUGGGCAGCAGGCCAGGAGGAGGCGUCUUCGAGGUGCCGGUGCGGUGGGGGGGUGUGGAGGAGCGUGUGAGUUGGCUUGGGCGGAAUCACCUGGGUGGGAGAGGCAUAUUGGCGGUUGGCUUGGGCUGUGGUGCUAGCCUGGAGCACACGACGGCGUCUUGUAUUUGCAUUCACACUAGCAAGCAUUACUCUGAAGUGGUGUGGUGGGUGUGCUCUGUAGGGGUGUUUGUGGUGGGGGCGAGAGGCGAGUGGGGGUGAAGCUGACUUGAGGGGCGCCGCUGCAGGGGAUGCGGUGUGGGCAUGUGGGCCCAUACAUGGUGUGUGGGGUCGGUAGGGUGUGGGAUGGUGUGCUGGUGCGGCAGGAUGGCUGUGUGUGUGUGUGAACGCGGCUGCAGCGGCGGCGGAUGAGAGAACAGGGUUUGUUUGCAGGGUUUUGCUGGUGUCUUGCUACUUGGGCUGACUGGAGUCCAACCUCAGGAGCGGCUAAGUACCGCAAGCAUGGGCCUGCUUAAGAAUUGAUGGUAGGCCGCCUUGGGCAGCUGUUGCGAACAGGCCGGAACAGGCGUGCAAUGGGUUGCAGCUAGGCCCGCGCGGCCGGCUUGCCUUCACUGUGUCUGACCGUGUGUGCAAAUGGCCAGGCGCCUGUCGUGUGCUGCGGGUGGUUCUGACUGUUGCACACCCAGUGUCAAGUGUAUCCUCCCCCCGGGGUGUGACGCCUGUGACAUGGGUUGCCGGGUCCCAAGGAGCAGGAGGGCUGGCCGCAGCGUGUGGGGGCGAGCGCAGACGCGGGAGCCUGAGAGGGAC